GUAAUCAUCGUAUCGAACACACAAGUGUGUAACAAUGUAAUCAUCGUAUCGAACACACAAGUGUGUAACAAUGUGAUUAUCGUAUCGAACACACACGUGUGUAUUAAUGUUAUCAUAUUCAAGGUAAAAAAAAACAGCUUAUCUUCACUAGUCUGUUUAGAAAUCAACAAGUUAUACAUAGCUGAACAUGUUUGAUGACUUGUUCAAGUGAACAAUGAACUGCUACUGACAUAAGUAGUACAGCUAACUCGUUUGGUCAAUCAGAAAGUUUGUCUCCAGAGAAUCGUUUAGGAUUUAAAAAUAGACAUGGAAGAUUUACUUGGUCUCGGCUUGGACUCAGUCUCACCAGUAACAGCUGCUCCUCAAGUCAACACAAAUUUAGCUCCAUCUCAGACAGAGUCACUCAAAGAAACAUCCGCUGCUACCACAGUGGAGCCUCCUUCAUCUGUAGCCACAGAGACUUUAUCCCAACCACAAACAACACCAGCCACAGCAUCACCAACAGACAUAACAGCAGGAAAAACAGCAACAAAGCCAAACUCUGAGAUGUUCACGUUAAAACAAGAGGAGCCGUCUACAGAAGUUCUCAAAGAGAUUCAGGCCAAGUUUGGUGGUCGAUGGAAACUGGUUCGAUCUGAUCCAUAUGCUGAGUAUCUCAAAGCUGCUGGAGUUGGUCUCUUGACUAGAACAUUGGCAGGCAACUCUCUACCUGAGCAAGUAUUUAGUGUGAGAGGAGAUCAGAUCUACGUCAGCUUCCAUUCCACUCUACACAACCAGAACUACGUCUACCAACUGGAAACAGCCGUGGAGAAUUUGGUGGAGAAAUCUAGACAAAGUGUUUUUGCCAGCUACAAAGAUGGAAAACUUAUUUUAUUACUGACAUCAUUGGAAGAGGGAUGGAACAAAACACAAGGAGUCGAGAGAUUUAUCAAUGAUCUAGGGGAGCAUGUUAUGAUCCACACCUGUGGUAAUGUUGUGUGUAGAAGAUACUUUACUCGACUCCCAGAUCUUGUAACACUACCACCUCUAGCACAAUGAAAGACAUUCAGACGAGUGGAAGAACUUGACUACACCAACAUUUACAUUGUCCAAUUAUCCAGUGCUAAAUAGUAGAGUUAAUGAAGGGCGACAAGCAUCAGUGCAGGAUACUUGACAUCAAUGUUACAUACAUCACUGCUCUAAUAGUUAGUGCUAUAUCAUAGAGUUUAGAAGUUGUAAUAAACCAAUGUUCAGUAUUAUAAUCUAAUGAAUGUGUAUAUCAAUCAAUGCUCAAUUGUACAGCUUCAAUCAAUGAUUUUCUUAUUAAUGUUUACAUGAUACAAUAAGAAGUAAAUAAAUGUUGACAUAUUAUACAAUAAUAAGAGACCUAGUCUAAAUAGAUGUCUCUAUUAACUUGUAUGUUAUGAAGGUUCAUCUCUAAAUCAAUGCUACGUUUUGUUAGUCAAGAAGUUUAUAUAUACAUAUAUCUCUCCUCUUUCUUCAUUGUAUGUAUCGUUUUAAUGGGUCACCUUGUCAUUGUCAAAAUAAAUAACUUCCAAUAAUUUAUUAUAAAAAAUGUUCUAUUCAAUAUAAAA
Messenger RNA from Biomphalaria glabrata, 1574 nucleotides. Its product is annotated as fatty acid-binding protein homolog 8-like. NCBI's taxonomy places the organism in Eukaryota, Metazoa, Mollusca, Gastropoda, Planorbidae. Gene Ontology annotation, molecular function: fatty acid binding. The coding region runs from base 307 to 1038 and encodes 243 amino acids. Gene Ontology annotation, cellular component: cytosol; nucleus. Gene Ontology annotation, biological process: fatty acid transport. The record is from RefSeq and is a predicted model, not a curated record. The transcript is spliced from 5 exons.